GUCUUGAGAUCACCAAGCUCUGCCACAUGCUCAUGCUCAUGUCAAUGUCUCACGCACCAGAGCCACGCAAAAACCAAGACGAUUGGUCAUAAAAGCACAUACCCAAAGCCACACCCACACGCCGACACACAGAGAGCCAACAGUGACCGUCAAUAAAUAACACCAACACAACAAACACUGCCUCAUGCACAUGUAGUGUACCUACUAUAGUACUGAGUGCACAGGCGUCAAUAACAGAACGCUACGACUCUCUAUCGAGCAAAGUCGUCAAUAACAGUUACCCGGCUGGGACAGUAGAUCACAUACUCCACACCAUGCCUUGAAGUGAUGAUGACCGAAUCGUACCCCUGUGCCUUGAGCUUGUCACCGGUCAGGCAAGGGUCGCGCUGAGUGAGCUCUUUGACGCGUCCCAGGUCGAGACGCAGCUUCAGGAUCCAGCCCCGGUUGCCAGAAUUCGCCUUCCAAUCCGUGACAUUGAUUUCAUUGCAGGCAUAGAAGCCAUCCCCCGCAUAGUUGCCAGAUCGGCUGCGCGUGAUGUCGACGCCGUUCCUCUUAAUGGACUCUGCUGCUGCUCUGCUUGUUUGGUGGAAUGCGAUGAUGCCACCAUCCCCACCACUGUCGGGGCCGCUGGAGGAGCGCUCGUGCUGCUGACGGUCUUCUUUGCAGCCUCUGAUUUGCGGCCUCCAAGCUUGUCUGACUUUUGAAAAGCAGCGGGCUGCAAAGCCAAUCCACCUUAUCGCGCCGCAUUGCUGCUGUGCAUGAGUGCACCGAUGCUGCUCUUCCUUGUCCUUCAAGACAUUGGCGAAAGCCUCGUUGACAGGGUGCUCCAUGAACUUAACCAAAGACUUCUUCCUGUGGGCUGGAGUCAAGAACCACCGCGGAAGGCCAUCGAGAACCUUCAUGACGAAGACGCGAAGCUUGCAGUUCCCCGGUUGUUCAGGGUUGAGGGGCUCUUCAUCUCCCCAGAGAAGCCUCAAUGACUCGAGCACAUCGGUGCGUAUCUGAAUGAGCGAAGAUAAGCAACGGGCAAUGGGCAACAUGCAGGCGUGUCAUGAAGGUGGUGCCACUUUCUCUCCUCCUCGCUUCUUCUCACUUGCGAAUCACGAGUGCUCGUUAGCACAUAGCUUCGAAUCCGACAUUCGAGGCCUUCGAACAAUUGCACCGAUGCGAGGCCGCUGCAAGCUUCGCCAAUGCGAGCGCGAAAUCGAGGAGACCCCAGCAGCGCGCAAAUCCGCCGAAUUACUAAGUUGGUCCGCCCGCAUUUCAGCGCAGCACACACCUGUGACGCAAUCCGACCACCCUGUGAGGUGAUAGAUUGGGCAACCUGUCUGCCGUGCUCGUUGUGAUUUUCCCUCACCGCGAAGGCGGGGCCGAUGAUGAGGGCUAGCAGAGAAGAUACACUGCCGUCCGGCAGGAGAGCGUCAUCAUGCAGGAGGAACGACGCCACUUCCGGCAGAAGAAGUAUGUCCAAGACCGUGUCAAGCUCAUCAAAAGCCGCACACACUGCGGAAUCUGCACCACACCCACACCAGGACACACAGGGAAACAGGAUCUCGUCUGUGAGCGCUGUUUGUCCCGGGCACACUGCACCUUGGUCAGCGGAAGAGGGCAGUGUGCUGAGCCUUUCCCGCAAGGCAUCACCGAGAGCUAUGCGCGGUUGGCGGCUGUAGGUGCUGGAAGAUCUGGCGUGGCUGACGAAACGUCUUACGACAGCACUCAGGUGGUCACUAGGGCACGAUGGGACAUCUUUAACGAGAUCCAUCCGGGAAGGGAUUCAAGAGAAGAUAGCACACAAGCGGGGGGCGAAAGAAACGCGCAAAGCAACGACAGGGACGACAGGAAGGAGUGAGGCGAGA
Molecule: messenger RNA, 1856 nt
Organism: Vitrella brassicaformis
Lineage: Eukaryota; Vitrellaceae
Source: the annotation of a GenBank genome assembly